Kuraishia capsulata CBS 1993 is the source of this 492-nucleotide messenger RNA. RefSeq lists its product as uncharacterized. Bases 1 to 492 code for a protein of 163 amino acids. The transcript has a single exon. NCBI's taxonomy places the organism in Eukaryota, Fungi, Ascomycota, Pichiomycetes, Pichiales, Pichiaceae. The record is from RefSeq and is a predicted model, not a curated record.
AUGACUGUGCCUCCACCCAACUACGAUCUUAUACUCCUGAGAGAACAUUUAUACCAGGAUUUGAGAAGUCCAGAAUUGGUUUUACCAUCUAAUGUUGAUGACACAGGGUUUAAGCCCCUGCAUGAACGUGGACUCGGGGUGUUCGAUUACCAUUUGGCUAGUUCGGAUGAACCAUCAACAGACACUUAUCUUUAUGUGAUUGCUGCCUUCUGCUCUUUGGUGAUUAUCUACAACAUGCGUUAUUUCAUAGCUGACAGGUCGAGGAAGAUGUCACAGACUCUCAGACGGAAAUCGUCAAAUUUCAUAAACGAGCAUCUCUAUGACAUAGAGGCUGGAUCUCCAGAGCUAGACGCAACCCCAGAGGGCUUGCCUUCGCUCUCAGAGUCGCCUUUUACGCCAAUGGACUACAGUCCGGUUUACUUAAGAAACUCGGAGGUGAAACUGAUGGAGUUUGAUUCCAAGUUCGGAAUCUCAAGGGACAAGUUGAGAUGA